UUGUAGAGCUACAGCAGUGGGCGGGGAGGGGCGGUUGUUGUGGGGAAGUAAGCUCAAGCUGCAGCGGGCAGUGCUACACCCUGGGGCCUGCUGCUGCUGCUGUGCUGUGGCUGCUGGUGCAGGCAGCGCACUCCACUUUUCUAGGGGGGGCUCAUUCAAGGCGCCCUGUUGCUCAUUAAGCAGCUGCAGGGGCCCUACUCUCGCCUUUGUCUCUCUCUUCUCUCCCGGGAGUUCCUGCGGUGGAGCGUGGGGAAGGAACCCGAGGAGAGUCCGGAAGCAUUGCGCCGAGAGCAAAUCCAGCUGCACUGUUGCAGUCGCUCAGCGUCCCAGCUCAAAGUCCGUUCUGCCGCAAUGGGCUUGAGGAUUGGGAAUUCCGUGGGAAGUCGGUUGUGUGAGCUGGACAGUGGAGUGUAAAGAAAUAGAGUGGAGUGGAUUGGGAGUGGAAUUUUAGUAUUUUGGGUGGAGUGGCGUCGAGAGAUUGGUGGAGCGCAGCAGUGGUCGAUGUGAGCGAGGAUCAGGGUUGAUAUGGUGUCGGUGUGGAGAGUGAAGGUCUCUGUUGCCUGAGCACCAGCUCACCGGGGCACACGAAUUGGUAGCUCUCUCGUUCUAGCAAUUCGUCGAUGUUCGGUUGAAGAUGGUUCAGCACGGCUUUCUACAUGCGAGGAUGAACUCCACCACAGCCGGCUUGUUGCAGCCUCCGAAUUUCUCUAGCAUCUGCUCUCCGAGCUCAAAGAUCUCGUGCUCGCUCGAAUUGGAAGAGUCUCGGAUGUCCGUCGUUACUACUGCAGGCCUUCUCCUCUGAAAAAAGUUAAAAUCCUUAUAGAUAGAGAGAUAGAGAGAUAGAGAGAGAUAGAAGGAGAGAUGGGUGGCAGAAGCAUUUGAUACGGCUGAUGAUUUCUCUGCAAUUAGUACAGGAGUAAGCGGAGCCGGAAAGUGUUGUUGGACAAGAUGACCGGGAUAAGCACCCCCAGGAUCUUCCACCAUCACAGAAGGCCCUCAUGGCCUCUCAACGACUUUGUACAUAAACCGACUCUGGCAAUGUUGGAGUCGGACCCCGGUGCUCCCCCGAAGAAAGCAUGGAGGCGCAAGUUGAACUGCACGGCUGGUUUUCUGAAAGAAUUCAGUGUGACUUUCAUGGAAGCCAUCAAAAUGAUUGGACUCGGUUUGCGACUUUUGGCUUACGUGAGAUCAGAGCGCGCACAAGGAAGGGUGCCUCCGAUCGAUCCCUACAACAAGGGUUCCACCAGGCCUUCUGCUUGCCAUGGAGUGCCCAUGGGUGGGAUGGGGGGAGGAAGUAUUGGCCGAGGAUUCAGAGGCGAAUUCAGGAGGUGGCAGAUUAUACCUGGGCUCUGUGAAGAAGCUCCGCAGCUUGCCAAUCAGUUUUCGGUGUUCAUAAAUCGCGAGAAGGAUAAUGGAGUGAAAAAGCAAAUUUCUUCGGUCCUAACACCUGGUCGACCCGCUGAAAUUGUGAAUAAAGAGGAUGACGUCGGUAUUUCGAACUGGGACUGGAAUCUUGAUGGUCAACAUUCUACGUACCACGCUCUCUUCCCUAGAGCUUGGACAAUCUAUGAUGGUGAACCUGACCCAGAUUUGAGAAUCUCAUGUCGUCAAAUCUCCCCUUUUAUUCCUCAUAAUUACCAGGAGAGUAGCUACCCAACAUGUGUAUUCGCUUACACGCUCGUCAACGCUGGAAAGGAGACUGCGAAUGUGGACUUGAUGUUUACUUGGGCGAACUCUAUUGGUGGGACUUCGGGGCUCACCGGGGGACACUUCAAUGAGGCGUUUGAGGAGGAAGAUGGAGUUAGUGGUGUUCGGCUCCAUCACAAGACGAAAGGAAAUCCAUCUGUUACGUAUGCGAUUGCUGCCCGUCAAGUUCCUGGAGUCACUGUGUCUGUCUGCCCCAACUUCUCUCUUACAGAUAAAGGAGGAGAUUACACUGCCAAGGAUAUGUGGAUGGAAAUGAAGCGGAAUGGUAAUUUCAGCCAGUCAAACUUGGCGCGGCCUCUGGUUACUUCACUUAAGGGGGAAGAAAUCGGUGCAGCUGUCGCAGCUCACGUUGUGAUCCCACCGGGAGAGAAGAGGAACGUCGUAUUUUCUCUAGCUUGGGAUGCCCCUGUUGUCAAAUUUAUGAAAGGCCGUUCAUACCACAGACGGUACACACAGUUUUAUGGCACAUCUGGAAAUGCAGCCUCAAAAAUUGCUCACGAUGCAUUACUUGGCUAUCGUAAGUGGGAGAUGGAUAUUGACGGCUGGCAACGACCGAUUCUCCGGGACGAGAAGCUGCCCGAAUGGUAUCGAAUCACCUUGUUCAACGAGUUAUAUUACCUUGUUGCUGGAGGCACUAUUUGGACAGAUGGGAACCCUUCUCUGCAGGGAAGGGGAAAUCUGUCAGCCCCGGGUUCCCCAGAGUCGUUGUUAUCAACAGGUGGAGCGUCGGAGACGAAUAGUGAUGAUGAGAGCGUGUACGGAAUGGCCCGAGGACCAAGUGAUUUGAGAUCUCAGUCAUUUGGUCGAGAACAACCUGUAGGGAGGAAUGACGCUGUGGGUGAGAAGAGCUUUCGUUAUGUAGGAGUUUCUGAGUACGGUGAUGGACUUGAUUUCAGUCCAGAGAGAUCGAACAAUAAUACGAGGCCAGACGACGAAGGAACAGAGAUGGCUGUGAAAACUGAUGACACGUCUCGAGCACUUUUUGAAGCUAUGAAGCCGCGGUUACCCACCGACCCCUCUGGAAACAUAAACUAUCCCACGAGUGGGAUAUCUCUUCUCCAAGAAGGUGAGGAGAACUAUGGGCAGUUCCUCUACCUUGAAGGAGUAGAGUACGUGAUGUGGAACACUUACGACGUUCACUUCUACGCUUCCUUCGCGCUCCUUUCGCUGUUCCCCAAACUCGAGCUCGCUAUUCAGAGAGACUUCGCGGCAGCGUGUCUGUCACAUAGUGAGGAGAAAGUAAAGUUCUUGGCGGAAGGUAAAUCGGGUAUCAAGAAGGUAUUCGGUUCGGUGCCACAUGAUUUGGGUACCCACGAUCCAUGGGUAGAAGUGAACGCGUACAAUAUUCACGACACGAGCAAGUGGAAGGACCUCAACACCAAGUUUGUUUUACAGGUGUAUAGGGACGUCGUCGCUACGGGAGACAAGAACUUUGCACGAGCUUGUUGGCCAGCUGUGUUUGCAGCCAUGGCCUACAUGGACCAGUUCGACAGGGAUAAGGAUGGGCUGAUAGAAAAUGAUGGCUUCCCAGACCAAACUUAUGAUACAUGGUCCGUACAUGGUGUCAGUGCCUAUUGUGGCGGUCUGUGGGUAGCUGCUUUGCAAGCAGCAGCCAGUAUGGCCGAAAUUUGCGACGAUCCUAAGACAGCUGAGUACUUCCGUACAAAAUUCGUUCAGGCAAGGGAUAUGUACGAGAAGAAGCUGUGGAACGGCUCGUACUUCAACUAUGACAGUGGAAACAGCAGUAACAGCAAUUCCAUACAGGCGGAUCAAUUGGCAGGACAGUGGUAUGCGUGGGCCUCCGGCUUACCUCCGCUGUUCGAUGACUUCAAAGCCCGAAGUGCCUUGAAGAAAGUUUACGACUUUAACGUGAUGAAAGUAAAAGGAGGAAGAAUGGGUGCAGUGAAUGGAAUGCACCCAGAUGGACGUGUAGACGAAACAUGCAUGCAAUCUCGGGAAAUAUGGACCGGAGUAACCUAUGCAGCUGCAGCUGCUAUGAUUCACGAGGGUAUGGUUGACCAGGCCUUUACUACAGCAGAGGGAGUCUUCAUCGGUGGCUGGUCAGACUAUGGAUACUGGUUCCAAACACCGGAGGCUUGGAGUAUGACUGGAGCUUAUCGAUCGCUGACUUACAUGCGGCCUCUUUCGAUAUGGGCAAUGCAAUGGGCCCUCUACCCUCCAAAAUUGUCGUUGCGGUCAGCAAAGUCUGAUGUGGCUGAACAAAGCGGGAGCUCAAACACGCCCCCUAGCCAUCCCCGGGAUCUAGUCUGGAAGUCCGAGGUCCACAUGAGAGACGUAUACCCUGUUUAGCAGCAGCGCUUUGGUGCGUGCCUCUCUGUGUUGGAUCCUUUUUGGCUCUUGAUUUUUGUAUUUUUGUUCUUCUCGUUGUCCAUCAAUUGAUCAGAUGGUUGGAAUACUUUGAGCGUUGAAGUGGAGAUGGGAAACGCCAUUUGACUCUUCCUUCUUAAUACCCGGGGGAACGGGCUUCAUUCAUGAGAGGGAUUAGAAGGGAGCAAUUCUUUGUAAAUCAUUAGCACUUAGUCUGUCAAAAUUGGCUGUAUAUAUGUACCAUUAGUCUUAGUGUCGUACAACAGGUUAUGAGACGUGUAUUACAUUGUUAGUUGCGCAAUUUUAAUCUAUUUGUCUAGACCUUGUAAGAACCUCGUGUUCACCUGCAAUUUGAUAGGCAUGACAUCAGAUUUUUUUGUUGAUUAGCAAACAUGUUCCAGAAUUGUCGGAGCUUGGAAAAUUGGCCAAGAGCUAUUUUAAUCUC
Molecule: messenger RNA, 4480 nt
Organism: Marchantia polymorpha subsp. ruderalis
Lineage: Eukaryota; Viridiplantae; Streptophyta; Marchantiopsida; Marchantiales; Marchantiaceae
Source: the annotation of a GenBank genome assembly